GUCGUCGAGCAGCGUUGGCCAUGGCGAAGAAGCACCGCGUCAAGCGGCAGAAGUACGUGGAUCACCUCCUCGUGCUGGAGAAGAAACGCGAUGUGUACCUCGCGAAGCGCCGCGCCCCGAAGCGGUCGCGUGAGGCGCGCAACGAUGAAGAGGCCACCAUGGAGGGGCGGGAGUUGACAGAGCCGACGGCUCUCAAGAAGCGCCGCACGGAGUCGACGGCGGCAGAGCAGAAUGCAUCGGACGAGGAGGAGCAUCGUGCACCGCCGAGAGCGUCCCCUGCGGCGUCCGCGAAGGCCACCGAGUCUGCGGCACCCAUUGCAGCUGCUGCGGGAAAAUCAGAAGAGAAGAAGGCCUUUUUCACCACCCAGCCGUUCGCCGAGUUAGUGAAGGCGUCAGCCGCGGUUGAAAAGAGCGAGCUAGGAUCGGCGGCGAAGGCUGUGACAGCAAAGAAGUCGCUGAAGCGUCGACACUAUUAA
Molecule: messenger RNA, 476 nt
Organism: Leptomonas pyrrhocoris
Lineage: Eukaryota; Euglenozoa; Kinetoplastea; Trypanosomatida; Trypanosomatidae
Exons: 1
Coding region: 21-476 (151 amino acids)
Source: RefSeq, a predicted model, not a curated record